AUGGCAUUUCGAGGCAUAGACCAUGUCCAUGGUGCUGGGAGGUGUGGAGGGGGCAGGGCAGCCAGGGUGGGCCUCGACUCUAAGCCCUGGUGGUGUUUUGGCAGCGAGUUGGGCCGCAUAUCUGAUGAGACAAUGGACAUCGUCAAAAGCGCCUUCUCAGCCAUGGUGGUGGGCUUGAUCUACGGUGGCAUGCCUGCCUUUUGGCAGGCCAAGCAGCAGUUUGUGGAGCGCACCCAAGGGGAUAUCUUCUACAGCCGCCUGGAUGCCGUGCAAUCAGCACAGACUGCUGGACUCAGGGGUUUCAUCCGGUAUGGCUGGCGCUGGAGCUGGAGAAUUACUGCAUUUGUGACAAUAUUCCAGACAGCAAGCACCGGCCUGUCUUUGUACUAUGAUAAAGUCAGCUUCAGUCAUUAUGUUGCAGCAGGAGCCCUUACAGGAGGCCUGUUCAGAAUUCAUGUGGGCCUGCGUGGCCUUGCAGUGGGCAGCAUCUUUGGGGCACUGUUAAGCAUCCCUGCAGGAGGACUAAUGGUCGGAAUGCAGAAGCUGUCUCCAGAAACCAUGGUGGAAAGACGGAAGAGGAAGCAAAGGGAGCUGUAUGAGCAGAAGGCAGCAGAGUGGAAAGCCAGGCUUAAUUCAGUGGAAAUUGCCUUGGAAGAAAUGGAAAGGGAUAAUGAGAGAGGCAUGGAGGAAGAUGCCAAGAGGAUUCAACAAUUGCUUAAUCUGCCUGAGAACUCUCUGCCAUCAGAAGAUAAGAAUUAAUUCAAUUCUGGAUGUAGACCUCUGACAUCUUCACUGAAAGGCUGGCAUGAAUCAGUGUGUCCCUUCUGCUUUUGACAGCCACAAAUGAUGACCAUGAAUCUUGGCACAGAGAAUGUUAGAGAGCCUGGGGAAAUAGAAACGCCAGCUCCCAAUGAUGGCUAAUGUACACAACUGGGAGAGGAGUAGGACAAUAUGAGGGCAUAUUGUCCCACCCCCACCUGGAGCAGCGCAGCAGGGGCAAGAGUGGGAUGGGGAGCCACUGCUGGAGGUGAGGGGAGCUAAGCAGCACUCAGCUGGCUGCAGCCACGCCAGGAACAGUCCCAACAGAAGCUGAAUGUGCUGGCAAGGCCAGGGCUGGUGGAACUUCCUGCUUCCCAUGCCUCCAGCUGCGGCUCCUGCUCCUGCUUCUGCUGUGCUGCUCCAUGCGGGCAAGUGGGAAGAAAGCUUCAGCCGGGUGGCUCCUGCCCCAGUGUGUGGGGCUCUGACUCCAGCUUCCAUCUGUUCCACCCACCCACCGGUGGCUGCUCCUCACCAGGGAUCCUGCUUUUC
This is a messenger RNA of Gavialis gangeticus (Gharial), 1308 nucleotides long. It is a transcript of the gene TIMMDC1, whose product is annotated as translocase of inner mitochondrial membrane domain containing 1. Bases 1 to 759 code for a protein of 252 amino acids. The transcript has 7 exons. NCBI's taxonomy places the organism in Eukaryota, Metazoa, Chordata, Crocodylia, Gavialidae. The record is from RefSeq and is a predicted model, not a curated record. Gene Ontology annotation, cellular component: mitochondrion.